ACCAGCUCGCACGACCAGACCAUGCCCGAGCACGGUCGUGCGGCCUCGGGAACUUUUGAGCGGGAUUUUUCCAGAAAUGGUAGCAAACAAGAUUGAAAAACGAAAAGUGAUUCUGACACUUGCCAAGCACAACCGUGCCAAAAGGUGGCAUGGUAGUGCCAAACGCCCAACAGUUUAAAUACGAGUUUCUAGCUCAUUUGCAAGGGAGUUGGAGCAUUUUGGUGACUUUUUCUCUCAAGAAUCUGGUCUUGGAAGCUUGUUGGAGCCAAGAGGAAGCCUUGAAGAAGAUUAAAUCACUUGAAGAUCUACUCAAACACCAUUUUAAUCUUGUCUUUAACUUGAUUUAAUUUGUUGUGGAUGGAGUCUGAGGUGUGUAUGAAUGGAUUGUGUGGGGCUGCAGCUGCUGAUUGGAGAAGAAGAGGUUGGAGUUUGAGGUCUGGUGGUUUUGCAAAUCUUUGUGAUAAGUGCGGUAGUGCAUAUGAGCAACAAGAUUUCUGUAAAGUGUUCCACGCAGACGACACUGGGUGGAGGGAAUGCACUUCUUGUGGCAAGCGACUCCAUUGUGGAUGUAUUGCAUCCAGUGCUUUCCUGGUACUACUUGACAACGGUGGUGUAACUUGUAUCAGCUGCUCAAAUAGUCCGGCCGAUAAUCCUAAGACAAGAGACGAUAAGCACAAAGAAACUGCCAUUUCAGUAGAACAUAACAUUGGAGAACCGCGAGCAUCCUGUAAUGAAAAUCAUGCAAAAAUCAGCAACUUCGGUAACAUAGAUUUGACCAUAUCGAACGCUGAAGCUGCCGACAAUGGUGAAAAGUUAUUGCAUGCAUCUAAAUCUCAAACGAAACACGAAAAUGGGCAUAAAGAUGUUUACGGAUCACCUGUGCAAACAAACUUAACAAUUGGGUUAAAUGGUCCUCCAGCGAGUAAUAAAGCUGUUGAAGAUCAGGAAGUGAAGUCAACGUUAUCUUACUUCCAGCAAGGGAUUUGGUCUCAUCAUAUUUUGCCCAAGUCCGUCAUUCCUCAAGGAUUUAAUAAUGCAAAUGCUGAUGUCAGCUCACAGAUACGCGUUGCAAGACCACCCGUUGAGGGGAGGAUUAAAAAUCAGUUGCUUCCUCGUUAUUGGCCCAGGAUUACAGAACAAGAAUUGCAACAAAUAUCUGGAGACUCAAACGCCACCAUCGUUCCACUUUUUGAAAAGGUUCUCAGUGCGAGUGACGCUGGUCGAAUCGGUCGCUUGGUUCUCCCAAAAGCAUGCGCUGAAGCAUAUUUUCCACCGAUAUCUCAGCCUGAGGGGCUCCCUUUGAAAAUACGGGAUGUGAAGGGAAAAGACUGGCUGUUUCAGUUCAGAUUUUGGCCAAAUAAUAACAGUCGAAUGUAUGUUUUAGAGGGUGUUACACCGUGCAUACAGUCCAUGCGGUUACAGGCUGGCGAUACCGUGACAUUCAGCCGAAUGGAACCUGAAGGAAAGCUUCUUAUGGGCUUUCGAAAGGCCUCAAUGAAUACAUCUGUGCAGGGAAGUACGUAUUCACAUCUAAGCGAGUUGCCAAGAAAUGUGAGUUGGCCCACAAAUGAGCAACUUGGAAUCAAGUUAAUGGCUGGUGCAUUCCCACCGUCAAUGCUGGCUCCUGAGAAGAAAAGAAGCCGAAAUAUUGGGUCAAAAAGUAAACGGUUGCUCAUUGAAAGUCAAGAAUCUCUGGAGCUAAUAUACACAUGGGAAGAAUUACAGGAUAUGCUCUUCCCAGCCCCCCUUUCGAAGCCAAUCAUUGUUACAAUUGACGACAAUGAGCUUGAAGAAUACGAAGAGCCUCCUGUUUUUGGGAAGGGGAGUAUAUUCACAGUUUCUGCAUCCGGGGAGCAAGAACAAUGGGCUGAGUGCGAUAAUUGUUCCAAAUGGCGAAGGUUACCGGCUGAUUUUCUUCUCCCUCCUAGAUGGACAUGCCAAGAUAAUGUAUGGGACCAAAGCAGGGCCUCCUGUCUUGCACCUGAUGAACUCAGCCCCAGAGAACUUGAGAACCUUCUUAGAAAUGCAAAAGAGCUGGGAAAUAAUGUAACAAAUAUCCAAACAGCUUCCACAACCAUUGGAACUGAACCAACGGUUGCAAUGACCACCAAGCACCCGAGGCACCGGCCUGGCUGCUCAUGCAUAGUUUGCAUUCAACCUCCAAGCGGUAAAGGCAAACACAAACCAACUUGCACUUGCAAUGUAUGCAUGACAGUCAAACGUCGCUUCAAAACAUUAAUGUUGCGCAAGAAAAAGAGACAGUCCGAGCAUGAAGCAAGUAUUGCUGAAAAACUUCACAAGGAAGAGGUGGAACCCAAGAGUAAUAUUGUCAAGCGUGCAAAUAACGAGUCAAGUUUAUUAUUAACUGAAAGUAGCAGCAAGGGACAUUUGGACUUGAACAUCCAUCCCCGUGUAAGCAUGAUGAGUCUUUUUCAAGCUGCAAAUCUGCCGUUGGAGACGUAUUUGAAGCAAAAUGAUCUUACUAGCUUAAACUUUGAGCAACAAGCUAGUUCGGGUUCACAAGCAUUGCAUCAAGAAACUGGGGACAUUGAAGGUGGAGAUGAAGAGGAUAAAGUGGGUGAUGAUGGUGAGCUCCAAGGGCCUAACAAUAUUCAAGACGCGUAUUUGUGAAGUUAUGAGCGGUUCGAAUGUGCAUAUGAUUUGCCUACAGUGGAAUUGAUUUAGUUUUGCGAUUUUCCGGAUUGUUAUAAGUGUUGUAUAUAUUUUGUGUAAUUUGUAAUCGAGUUUAAAGAGAAUAA
Molecule: messenger RNA, 2759 nt
Organism: Helianthus annuus (common sunflower)
Lineage: Eukaryota; Viridiplantae; Streptophyta; Magnoliopsida; Asterales; Asteraceae
Product: B3 domain-containing transcription repressor VAL2
Exons: 12
Coding region: 358-2631 (757 amino acids)
Molecular function (GO): zinc ion binding; DNA binding
Source: RefSeq, a predicted model, not a curated record